Messenger RNA from Cordyceps fumosorosea ARSEF 2679, 804 nucleotides. Its product is annotated as steroid 5 alpha-reductase. The transcript has 3 exons. Gene Ontology annotation, cellular component: membrane. The coding region runs from base 1 to 804 and encodes 267 amino acids. Lineage: Eukaryota; Fungi; Ascomycota; Sordariomycetes; Hypocreales; Cordycipitaceae. Gene Ontology annotation, molecular function: 3-oxo-5-alpha-steroid 4-dehydrogenase activity. The record is from RefSeq and is a predicted model, not a curated record. Gene Ontology annotation, biological process: steroid metabolic process.
AUGGCCAUUAUUGGCUCGCUGCAAUGGGUCAUCAAGUGGUACGGCAUGGGCAAGACAUCUGACCGCAGCAGCCGCCUCAACAUCCCCGGCCGGGUCGCCUGGAUGACCAUGGAGGCGCCCGGCUUCCUCACCCUGCUGUACAUCAUGAACACGCUCCCCGCGCAGCACGGCAUCCACGACCUGCCCUGGCAGAACCGCGUCCUCGGCGGUCUCUUCGUCAUCCAUUACAUCAACCGCGCCGUACUCUUCCCCAUCAUGCAGCCCUCCAUGGCGCCCAUCCACGCCGCCGUCUGGGCCAUGGCCCUCGGCUUCCAGCUCUGCAACGCCGUCUGCCUCGGCUCCUGGCUGUCCGCCUACGGCGCCGUCACCGAGGACGCGUGGGCCGCGCGCUCCCCGCUGCCGCAGUUCGCGGCCGGCAUCGCCCUGUUCUACGUCGGCCUCGCGGGCAACUGGUUCCACGACGAGGAGCUGCGCGAGAUCCGUCGCCGGGAGCGGCGCCGCCAGGACCGAAUCCGCGCGGGGUCCAAGGGCGCCGCGUCAGCCGUGGAGGUGGAAAAGCACUACGAGAUCCCCCAGGCGGGCCUCUUCAAGUACAUGCUCUACCCGCACUACUUCCUGGAAUGGGUCGAGUGGCUCGGGUUCUGGGUGGCGGCCGGGUGGAGUUGCGCGCCGGCGAGGGCGUUUUUGGUCAAUGAGGUGCUGUCGAUGCUGCCGCGCGCGGUCAACGGCAAGAAGUGGUACAUGGAAAAGUUUGGCCCGGAAAAGAUCAACAAGAAAUGGGCGGUCAUUCCCGGUGUGUGUUGA